AUCAAUGUGUCAAAAGUUCUCGGCGUUUUGGUUCAAAUGUUUAUUCUCCUAUUUAUAAGUUUUUAAUGUGUAAGAUUAGUGUGCAUAAACUUAUGUAAAAAAGCUGCUUAUUGUUAUUUCGUCUUCAACAACAAUGUUUACUUGUAUAUUUUGUAAAACUCAUUACAAGAAAGGAAGUGGGAUCUCAUUUCAUAAGUUUCCAAAAGAUGAGAGAUUACAUCUGUGGCUAAAAAAUAUGAAAUUUGAAAACUUUUAUCCAUCAAGCAAUGAUCGCAUUUGUUCUAAACAUUUCACAGCUAAUUGCUUUACUAAACACUUGACUCGCACAUUAUUGAAACAUAAUAGCAUACCAACAAUAUUUCGUUUUAAAACAAAGGCUGCUUCUAAGAAUAAAAAAGAUGCUUCUAAGAAUGAUGAUACUGAGAAAAGCCGUAAGUCACCAUGUUCAAAUAGCCACAACUCUAUGGAACAGGAUCCCCUCACUGAUGAUGAAUUAUGCAGCGAAAUAAAAGUGGAGAUUGAAGAAAACCAUGAUUCUAGUUGUUCAUGUAUGUCGAAAUGCAGCAAAGUGGAACAGAACAAUUUACCAAACAAAGGUAUAUCUCGAGUAUGGGGUGAUGUCAGUCAUGAUCAUAGUUAUCAAACAAACACCCCCACAUCAACCCGAAAGGUAAUAGAAGGAAUUCAAAAUACUUUGAAAGUUGCACGUACUCGUAUAAAAGUAUUAUCUCAACAUGUAAAACGCUUAAAAAAGAAUAUAAUUAAUUUAAAAGAUACAAAUAAAAAAUUAAGAAAAAGAACAGCAAUCGGUGAUGUUUUUGUUGAUAUGUUAAAAAACACAGAAGAUGCAAAGUCACAUUUAUUCAAACGUAUGUUUUUAAAUUCCGAUGACAAUGUAAGCCAUGCAGGAUAUCCUAAAGAAUUGAAAUCUUUCUCAUUAACACUCUAUGCUCUUUCGCCACAAGCUUAUAAUUUCGUUAGGAAAAAAUUUAAUCUAGCAUUACCACAUCCACGUAUGUUACGUUCGUGGCGAAGUGCUUUAAAGGCGAAAUCUGCAAAUUCAAUUAAGAAUAACAGCGGUGCCAUCGACCCACCAAGAGUGGUGAGUGUACUUUCAAUACAAGAUGGCUUGGAACAUGUUAAGGCGAAGCGUGUCACUGACUCGCCUUACGAGAAUCCACACCAAGAUGGAAUGGAACAUGAAAAUAGUGGAAGUGAAUCAAGUUUAGAUGAAGAUGAUGAAUAUAGUGGCACUGAAUCACCCGUUGAAUUAGAUUUAAUUUUAGAUGAAACGGAACAUGAAAAUAGUGGCACUGAAUCAAAUAGUGAUUUAAAUUUAGUUCUAGAUGAAAUGGAACAAUGGCACCGAAUCACUAAGUGAAUUUACAUCAAAGGAUAAAAAGGAACAUAACAGUGAGAACACAAAAUCACGCGUUGAAUCCACUUUAAUAAAAGCUAGAAUGAAUCAUGUCAAUGCUUAAAACGACGAUAAAAAUACCCGAAGUAAAAAAAAUCUAAUCUAUCAAGAAAAAAUUUUUUUUACAUUUAUUUAUAUACGGUUACGAAUUCAAUGACUUUUUCUUUAAGUUUCUUUAAUUUUUCAAAGAGAUGAUAUCAAAGACAAGCGAGAUAAUGUAAUAGUUAAGCUUCACAAUUUAUUUUAAAACA
Messenger RNA from Papilio polytes (common Mormon), 1668 nucleotides. Its product is annotated as THAP domain-containing protein 1-like. Bases 134 to 1381 code for a protein of 415 amino acids. NCBI's taxonomy places the organism in Eukaryota, Metazoa, Arthropoda, Insecta, Lepidoptera, Papilionidae. The record is from RefSeq and is a predicted model, not a curated record. The transcript is spliced from 4 exons.